Molecule: messenger RNA, 1695 nt
Organism: Ilex paraguariensis (yerba mate)
Lineage: Eukaryota; Viridiplantae; Streptophyta; Magnoliopsida; Aquifoliales; Aquifoliaceae
Source: the annotation of a GenBank genome assembly
AUGUGGCUUUCAAAGGGUAGUAGCGCAGAAAGGAAUGGUGGUGGAAAUAGGUUGGUGGCAGUUGCCAUAGACAAGGAUAAAGGUAGCCAGCAUGCUCUCCGAUGGGCCAUUGACAAUCUUCUUAGCAGAGGACAAGCUGUCGUUCUCAUCCAUGUCAUACAUAAACCCCUAUCUGCUUCAUUUGGGAACAAUGGUGCUGUUUCUGAUGUCAAUGGAGCUGUGUAUGCUCAUAAGCAACAAGUCGAGAAGCAAACCAACGAAUUAUUCCUUACCUUCCAUUGCUUUUGUACCCGUAAAGAUAUACAGUGCCUUGAUAUCAUACUUGAAGAUACAGAUGUUGCGAAAGCGUUGACAGAAUAUGUUUCUUAUGCUGCAAUUGAAAACUUGGUUCUUGGUGCCUCAUCACGAAAUAGUUUUAUCAGAAAAUUCAAGAUUUCAGAUGUUCCUACCAAUGUCUCGAAAGGAGCACCAGAUUUCUGCACCGUGUAUGUCAUCUCCAAAGGAAAAAUGUCAUCAGUGCGGAAUGCCUCUCGUUCAGCGCCUUUCACUUCUCCUCUUCUUGACCAACUUCAUGACCAAGUCAAUAGCACUGGCUCUCUUGCUGAUGCAAGGCCCAAGCAUAGUUUUAAUCUAAAAGAUGUGGAACCUGUAGCAGCAGUAGAAAGAACACCAAGAAAGUCUCGUAGUGUGCAAGAUGACAACGAAUCAAUCAAAUCACCAUUAGUUGGAGGAAGAGGUUUACCUGGAAAGUUUGGCGGGGAGAUCUCAGAAUCAGAUACUGACAUAUCAUUUGUGAGCUCUGGGAGGCCAAGUAUCGACCACAUGUCUUCUACACUCUAUGACAGCGUGGAUUCUGUCCAGACAUCACAGCUUUCUACUAGCUCAGACCACAGCUUCGGGUCCAUCCGGCUGGGACCUAAGUGGACUGAUAUCAGCUCACUGCAUGAAUUUUCAACAUCCUCAUUUGAGAGUGGAAGGACGUCAACUUCGUCACAGGAUGAUGCGGAAGCUGAGAUGAGGAGGCUAAAGCUAGAGCUGCAAAAAACAAUGGAGUUGUACAGUACAGCAUGCAAAGAAGCUUUGACAGCGAACCAAAAGGCAGUGGAACUCAAUCGUUGGCGAAUUGAAGAAGAACGAAGAUUAGCAGAUGCUCGACUUGCUGAGGAAGCUGCACUGAUGAUGGCAGAGAAAGAGAAAACUAAGUGUAGGGCAGCCAUGGAGACAGCUGAAGCAGCUCAGAGAAUUGCACACCUGGAAGCACAAAGGAGAAUUAGUGCUGAAACGAGAGCCCUGAAAGAAGCAGAGGAGAAACAAAGGGUAUUGAAUACUAUAGGUCAAAAUGAUGUCAGGUACAGGAAAUACACCAUCGAGGAGAUUGAAGAAGCAACAGAGUAUUUUGCUGAAUCUCGGAAGAUUGGGGAAGGAGGUUAUGGCCCUGUCUAUAAGUGUUAUCUUGAUCAUACACCGGUGGCAGUAAAGGUCCUACGUCCAGAUGCUGCUCAAGGAAGGUCACAAUUUCAGCAAGAGGUAAGGACUAAGAGAAAAUUUCAGCAAGAGGUAAGGACUAAGAGAAAUGACCACAUGAAUUCUAUUGGUUACUCUCGGCUGAGAGUCAAAAAAUUCCCCAAGAAAACUCCACAUUACUGUGUAAAAUCAAGUAUAAAAAGUUCCUUGCUUUUAAUCAAACCUAGUUGA